Messenger RNA from Scheffersomyces stipitis CBS 6054, 2694 nucleotides. RefSeq lists its product as uncharacterized. Gene Ontology annotation, biological process: intracellular protein transport; COPII-coated vesicle cargo loading; endoplasmic reticulum to Golgi vesicle-mediated transport. The transcript has a single exon. The coding region runs from base 1 to 2694 and encodes 897 amino acids. The record is from RefSeq and is a predicted model, not a curated record. Lineage: Eukaryota; Fungi; Ascomycota; Pichiomycetes; Serinales; Debaryomycetaceae. Gene Ontology annotation, molecular function: zinc ion binding; GTPase activator activity. Gene Ontology annotation, cellular component: endoplasmic reticulum exit site; COPII vesicle coat.
AUGAACAGCAAAUUCGCCCAUUUGGAGGAUGUAGAUGGGGUAAGGUUCAAUUGGAAUUUGUUUCCCUCCACGCGGCUAGAAGCCUCCCGCUUGACCACACCUUUGGGAUGUCUCUAUACUCCCUUACAUGCCAGAAGUUGCAAUUUAUUGCCAAUUCCACAACUAACAGCAAAUCCACUCUCUUGCGACACUUGUGGCAAUUACGUAAACCCAUAUAUCAAACUCGACCGUGCCAAUGGCAUGUGGUGGUGUCCUUUCUGUGAAAAAAGAACUUCCAUACCAAAAGAUUAUGCCAUACCAGCCUCACAGACAGCCUCAGUGGAAGAUUGGCCCAUAGAAUGGAGACAGACUUCUACAACAGUAGUAUACGAACUUCCCGAGGAUAUAGACAACAAAAUCGCGCCAGACUUGCCCCUAGUCUAUUUGUUUGUUGUAGAUUUGUACCAGCACAUAGACCAUUCUGGUGACGAUUCGUUCGAAACACUAAAACUGACACUAGCUCUGACUAUUGCAACCUUGCCCACAAAUAGUCUAGUAGGUUUGAUAACAUACGAUGAGACAGUAAAAGUGUAUAAUAUUAGUCUGGAAAAGUAUGCGGGCUUUCCAAAGGACACUCUAUCGGUCUCCGAUGCUAAGACGUUCUCCUACAAGAAGGUGUGGAGUCAGGAAUCUGUGGAAAAGGUGUUGAAGAAACUUCAACUCCAAUACGAUUCUCUUCCAUAUGACUAUACAAAGAGCGAAGCAUAUACCAAGGGAAUAUUGGUAGAGGUGGGCUUGCAUAAAACCAAGAUUCUAGAGACCAUUCAUUCAUUAUCCCCCAAGUACACGGAUUCAUAUAAACCAUUGCGUUCCUCUGGAUUGGCCCAUUAUAUUAGUACUGUCAUUCUAGCCAAUGCUACCCAUAAGAACUGUCUUGGAAAGGUACUCCUUCUUGCUAGUGGACCUUGUACAAACCAACCGGGACGUAUUAUUACAUCGGAUUCCUCAGAAACUAUCCGUUCUCAUAAAGAUAUCCAAGACAUGAAGUCUCCCAACUUUGUAUCUUCUCUGCUAUUCUACAAAACAUUAUCGUAUAUUGCUUGUGGUCAGACAUUUGCUAAAGCUAAAGCUAUUGGAGAAAGUCCAUCUACGAAAACGACAGAUUAUGAUAUUCCUUCCACAGCUCCCAGAUGGAGUGUCGAUAUGUUUUCAGUAUCGUUAGACCAAGUUGGUAUUUGUGAAAUGAGAGCCCUCGCAGAUGCAACUAUGGGCAAAAUUCAUUUGUACGAAACAUUUACCUCUUCUCGUUUCAAGUCAGAUCUCUUGGCUUCUGUUCGAUCUGAGGACAGCCAUUAUAUGAGUACUUUAUCGGUUUCUACCUCCAAGGACUUGAAGCUUUCUCAGUUGAUUUUUAGUGGUGGAUACGCUUUACCUUCUUCAUACAGCAAAGCAGAGAAACACUACGAGAAGCACCAUGACAAGAUUUCAGACACAAUCACCAAUUUUGACUCGGCGAAUCUGAAGCGAAAUUUUACAAACAGAUGGUCGUUCAAUUGUUUGACAUGCAACGAUACUAUGUCCCUCUUCUUUGAACUGAUCACAGUUAGAUCUUCGAAAGAUUUGAAGCUGUUUGGAACUAGUGAUGUCUACAUACAGUUUCAGUUGAAGUUUUGGGAUGCCAAUCAACAAGUUUGGAAACUUCGUAUCACAACAAUAAAGAAGCCCACUACUUUGUCGAUAUUAUUACGUAACCAAAUUAGACUAUCUAAUGGAGACAUCAAACUUGUGAAUUCCAAAAGUGAAGUUCUCAAAGAACAUGAGCAAUUGAUGAGUUUCGACCAGGAGUGUUGGACGAUUUUGCUUGCAAGACUCUUGAUCAACAAGAUUGACACUGCAUUGGGGUAUGAUAAGUUUGACAACUUGAUCAAAACAAUUGACAAAGUGACUGUAAAACUUUUAAAGAAUUUUGGUGGAAUGUCGGUGAAAGUGAAUCACAGAUUGGGAGACUCGAACCCUUAUCUGAGAUUGCAACAGAUAUAUGAGAUUAACGAAAACUUUAAAAACUUGACAUCGUACAUUUACAACUUGAGGAAAAAUCCACUUUUGGUCAAUGUAUUUAAUUCAAGUCCUGAUGAGACAUCCUUCUAUCAUUCUUCAUUUCUUCGACUCGGCGAUGCUGCUUCUCUAACUGCGAUACAACCAAAGCUUUUUCAGUUGGCUAACGGCAAGCUAGAUGAGAUUCUUUUGGAUUCCAACUGUUUGAAGUUUGCAUCUGGAACAUUUCUCAUAAUGGAUGCUACUUUUUCAGUUACGAUUUAUUUCAUCAGCAGUGCAGAAAAUAAAUUGAAACUUCACCCUUCUAAUAACGACAGUCUUGUCGAUAGUAGAGAUUCAAGCAUUAUAGAAUCAUUGGAUAGUGUAAAGCUAUUACUUGGGAAUGCCCCCAGACCAAUGAUUCCCAAGAUCAUCGUGACUCAGACCGGUCAUUCGCAGGCAAGAUUUCUAAUAUCCAGAUUAAAUCCAAUUGAAAAGGAUCUCCAAGCUGAAUAUGAAGAAGCUCAUCUUCCCAAGAAGAACAAAGGGUUCUUUGGACUUUUUGGUGGUUCGCAACAAGUACAGAAAUAUGACAAGAUAAUGACAGAUGAACUCAGCCUCAAGCAGUACUAUGAUGGCUUGAUAAAAUUAAUAGACAUUUAUAGAGUAGAGGAUGACUAA